This is a messenger RNA of Nerophis ophidion (straightnose pipefish), 10316 nucleotides long. It is a transcript of the gene slc37a1, whose product is annotated as solute carrier family 37 member 1. The transcript has 21 exons. Gene Ontology annotation, molecular function: glucose 6-phosphate:phosphate antiporter activity. Gene Ontology annotation, biological process: phosphate ion transmembrane transport; glucose-6-phosphate transport. The coding region runs from base 423 to 2024 and encodes 533 amino acids. Gene Ontology annotation, cellular component: endoplasmic reticulum membrane. The record is from RefSeq and is a predicted model, not a curated record. NCBI's taxonomy places the organism in Eukaryota, Metazoa, Chordata, Actinopteri, Syngnathiformes, Syngnathidae.
GCGGAAAGUGGUGCGUUCACGGACACAGUGGCUCAUGGUGACUUGGUGACAGUAGCAAACACGAAACAAGGAAGUGGAGGAUACGUCGCUGGGUUGAAGGAACCCACACACAAAACAAGACAUUUUGGAAGUAGCACAUAUACAUUAUCCAGUGUUUUAGUGAGAUUAUAAAGUCAGACCUGAAAGUCGGAGGGCUGCGGUGACCGCCAGUGUCUCUGAGAGGAGCCAAGAUCACAGCUGCCUUUUUGACUGCUGCUACAGGAGGACGCUAACUCAGCACAAGUUUCCGACGCCUGACUCCAGUCCUACCUCCAUGAGCCAUGUCGAGCCGUCCUGCAGAUUUCCCUGAAAUGGCAAUAAGUCAAGACGACAGCCACACGUACCUUUGACCUCUGCUUCUCACCCACCACUUGAAUAGCAUUAUGGCUCCUGUUCCUCCUGGCAUCCGUCUGUUGGUGUCUUUCAACAGGGACCAAUGGUACAGAGCUCUCACCUUCAUCCUCACCUUCUUGCUCUACACCAGCUUCCACCUUUCCAGAAAACCAAUUAGUAUUGUCAAGAGCGAGCUCCACAGAAACUGUUCGCAUGUCAGUGAACUACCCACAAUUGGCUCCAGCAGCGGCAGAAGUGACAGCCAGAAGCUCCUUUUACAGGCUCUUCACACCGAAAUGGACUGUAGCUGGAAGCCUUUUGAUAAAAGUAACUACAAACAGCUGUUGGGAGCCAUGGAUUACUCCUUUCUCUGUGCUUAUGCAGUUGGGAUGUAUCUCAGUGGCAUCAUCGGGGAGCGUCUGCCUAUCCGAUUGUACCUAACGGUGGGUAUGCUGGCUAGCGGCCUUUUCACCUGCCUGUUUGGACUGGGCUACAUCUACAACAUCCACAGUCUGGGCUUCUACGUCUUUGUCCAGGUGGCCAAUGGCUUAGUCCAAACCACUGGCUGGCCCAGUGUUGUAACCUGUAUUGGCAACUGGUUUGGAAAAGGAAGACGUGGAUUUAUCAUGGGGAUUUGGAACUCUCACACCUCAGUCGGAAACAUUUUGGGCUCUCUAAUCGCAGGCUAUUGGGUGUCCUCCAACUGGGGCCUGUCCUUCAUCAUCCCAGGGCUCAUCAUUGCAGUCAUGGGUGUUGUCUGCUUCCUUUUUCUCAUUGAGCAUCCAAAUGACCUGAAAAGCUUGUAUAAUGAUGGCUGCUCUCCAGGAAAGAGUGUGCAAACUAAGACUUGGAAUGGCGUAAGGGGACAUACAGAGAUGUAUCUGCAUUAUAAAGAUAAGAAGAAUCAGAGUUACGACACAGAACUUUUGCUGCCAAAGGAAGGUUCAUGUGUGCAAGUGCAGCCAGUGGUGGUAGUGAGGAGUGAGUCGGAGCCGUCUGCCAUCAGCUUCAUGGGAGCCUUACGUAUACCGGGUGUGAUUGAGUUCUCUCUGUGUCUACUUUUUGCAAAGCUGGUCAGCUAUACCUUCCUCUUCUGGCUCCCACUCUACAUCACUAAAGCAGCCCACCUGGAUGCCAAGAAGGCUGGAGAUCUUUCCACCCUGUUUGACGUUGGAGGCAUAAUAGGAGGAAUAUUUGCAGGAGUAAUCUCUGAUAAACUGGGGAAGAGAGCCACCACCUGUGCAGUCAUGCUGCUGCUUGCUGCUCCUACACUGUAUGGCUUCUCGAUGAUCAGCGAGCUUGGUCUUGGGCCAACCAUUGGUGUGCUUUUAGUGUGCGGAGGUCUUGUCAAUGGCCCAUAUGCACUGAUCACGACUGCUGUGUCUGCGGAUUUGGGCACCCACAAAAGUUUGAAAGGCAAUGCCCGAGCAUUGUCAACUGUGACUGCAAUCAUUGAUGGGACAGGAUCUGUAGGUGCAGCAAUCGGACCCCUGCUGGCUGGGGUGUUAUCCGCAGGUGGUUGGGAUCAGGUGUUCUAUAUGCUCAUGACUGCUGACUUUUUUGCUUUAUUGCUUUUGCUAAGGCUUGUGACGAAGGAGUUGAGAUCAACUAAAUCCCGACCCAUCUCUUCUGUACAACUGAAGGAGCACUGAAGUCUGUGAUUGCACUGCAUCAACACAAGAGCACCCAAACACGUUGGACCUGCUGGAAGCAACUGACAGUAUGCCACUUAACACGCUGAAGUUGUUGCAGUCUCCCAGAACAGCAGUUAAUUUAAUUUCUGUUCGGGGGAUUCAAUUUGUACACAUUUUAAGUACAGAGAAGACCUGGAUUACAUUACAGUGUAAAUUUGGGAUUUUUACAACUUGAUUUAUUAGACCUUGCUAUCUCUUAUCAAAACAGAAAUGGAAUGUAUUUAGGGAAAACAUUGACAAAUUUACUUUGGGAUCAUUUAGAAUUAAAUUAAUUUACGUCUUUUGCUUUUCCUUAGUUGGAUGUGAAUAUUUAAUUUUACUGUAAUGUUGAAGACAUAUAAACUAUAAGCACUUAACUGGGCAACUGUUGAAAAUAAGGGUUUCAUGAUCAAAUAUUGGUGUUGGGUAUCGGCCCAAUAGCAGUAUUGACUUGUAUCUAAAAUCACUGACAUAGGCAAGCUCCUGCAGCUCGUUUAUUUGUGCAAAGCUGGACAGCCAGUUUAUUUCUAAAUGUCCUCCAAUAAGCACAAAAGGUUGGACUUUUCUUGUAUUUUAGUCAAGUCAUUUACAAAAGGUAAACAUGGUAAGCUUGAAGCUACAAAAGGGAAGGUGCAUGCAUCCACAUGGCCUCAUUCCUGGGUGGAUCUCGUGUGAGAGGAAGGUGGGGCCACUGGGGGGUUAAUAAUUUUGCAAUGCAGUCUGUUGAAAAUAAUGGAAAGCGUCACUCCACCUAGCAAUUGACGCUGUAGUCAACGUUGGAACUGCCACAAAACACAUUUUAAGAUUUUUAACACUCUACUGUCGUCUGGCAACUAAAGUGGAUAGGCCACUUCCCAUUUUGUCACGUUUCGUGUGUCCGGUAAACCACGUCAAAUGGGGACAUAUGAAUGUCCUUCAUACUGUACUAGGAGCUAGCAGUUACUCCACAGCUACAUACACAAUAGCACAAAAGGUAGACAUACAUAAUAAGUGUCCUUAAUUAAAGAAUAUUGAAGUCUAAAACAGCACAUUUGUCACUAUAAACAAAUAUAAAAUAAUUAUAGUUGCAUUACUUACACAUACAAAGUCUCCAAGGCAGAAGCGUAUUAGAAAGUAGCAAACAUGUCUGUAUUAUUCAACUUACUGCACAUGGGCUAAACUAAUGACUUAUUGUGGCCACGAGGUAUCACCAAAAAUUUAACAAUUACCACUCCACUUCAACUUAAAGACAGCAUAAUUCAAUUACAGACGGUUAUUAAUAAAUAGGUUGAUAUUUCUUCCUACACACCUGCUCAAAAUUUGUUUAACACUCCAAAAUAAUAAAAGUAUGUAUGAUUCAUGCUGAUUCCAGAUCAAUGUCUGUAUCAGACUAUGAGGCUCCAAUAUCGGUAUCAUAUUGGAAGUGAAAAAGUUGUAUCGGACACCGCUUGUUGAAAGCUGUCAGUCACACUAAUGGAACAAACUUUGCACCGUUUAAAAGUUAAUAAUUAUGAUGGAUACUAUAAUCGUUCAUCUAGCACUAAAACUUACUGAAGGAGCAUCUUCAAUUACUCUGUUUUACAUCCAUGAUUGAAGUAGUAAGGCUUUACAUUUUUGAGGGCACUGUAUGACAGGUUUUUUGUAAGCACAAUUAAUUGUACAUUGUACUUCCGUUAGAUUGAUUAUGUAAAAAUCAAUUAAAACCAAGAAUGAAAGGUGGGAGGGGUGACCGAAGGGAAAAUUCCACUGACCAAAGGUCUUUUUUAUUUUCUUUUGUGUUGGACUUCUCAGCCACUUGUGAAUACCCUUUCUGCAACUAGAAAGAAUGCACCCAUUUAAAUUGAGCGCCCAUGGAGGACAACAAUUUGUAUUAACUGCCGUAGAUUGAAAAAUAAUGUAUUUCCCAUUCUUUCUUAACCUCUGGCUAAAGUCACAAGUAAAUGCGCAAGUGUUGGCUGUUUUUGCUUUUGUCAAUACCCUCUUAUGUCGACACGAGUCUGCCAAUGAUUGAUUUUAUUACUUUUUAGAUCUUUUCUAAAGAACGGUGAGAUCUGCCUCCAAAGGGACCGACACCACUCUGGUCAGGGAGAAAUACAUAAGCACAGUAGUACCUCAAGGUACGAGCAGAUUAGUACUUCUAAAACUUGUUUUGCAAUACCGCGUUUUGAAAUGAGUUAAAAUCCAUUUUAUCGAUAUUCAGCAGUUUUAUGAAGUAAUUUAGUAAUAAUGUAUAGCAUUUACCUUGAAAAGUUGACUUCUAUGGUAUCUCCUUUAUCAUAUUUUUAUGGAUAAAUGUCCUUCAUUAACGUCCUUGGCUGGCGUUAUUGACUCAUUCUGCUUCAGUAUGGUGCAGGCUAACAGUGCUACACUCCCAACUGCUUCACCACGUUAGCACGUUUUGGAUGAUUUCUUUCUUUACUUCAACCUAAAUAACCUACUUUUGCACCUGCAAGCUAAAGCAUACCAUCUAGCCAAGAGACAACUCUUAUCCCAAUAAGCGGGGCCACUUGUAUCUUGAGGUAGCUCUGUAUGUAAUGUGUUGACCAGAUUUGAAGCACUCCGAUAAUAUGCCUUAAAAAUAGAGAUUCAUACUUUUUGUCUGUCUUUGCACAAAUUGAUGUGUAUUUAUAUGAUUACAAAUGUGUGAAUGCUGAAGAUAUACAAUAUAUUACACAUACAGUUCUUCUAUUCUAUUAUACAAAAUCCCACUCUGAAUCUGAAUGUUCUUAUUUUCCUAACCUAAAAGCCCUUUGAACUUGAGAACUGCGAUUACGUCCACGUUUCUCAAACCACAGCAGCACCGAAAUCUUUCCGGCUAUCUGCAGUAUUUUGGCGUUCAGACAGCACAGGUGUCAAACUCAAGGCCCAGGUGCCAGACGUGGCCCGAUACAAGAUUUUGUAAAUAAUGUGAGUCAAUAAAGUACAUUAUCUUUCCUUACUAAAUGUAUUUGUUCAUUCUAUUUUGACAGAAAAAAAAUAUUUAUUCUGCUUAAAAUUGCAUACAUUUUACACCUAAGUAUUAUCCAAUACUGCAACAAAUAUUAUAUUAUCAUACUUUCCAAGCAAUUUUUUUGUUAAAACAAAAAGUAAUCCUUAAAUUUCUGCUUGACUUAUGAUGAUUUCAAAGCAAGUUAUCCCCCAAAUUGUAAAAAGGACAGAAUGUUUUUAUUGCUGUUUACUGUAAGUUAAAAAAUUUUUUUACGGUGUUGGAAAAACGGUACCACAAAUGUAUUUUCCAGUAAAAAACUGGCAGUAUCCAGAAUUGAAAAUAGUAGUACCGUUUUUCCAUUUCUAGUAAUAUGUUGAAAAAACCAGUGACAUUCGACAGUAAAAUAUUAGUUUUUUUUACGGUGUUGGACAAACGGUACCACAAAUGUAUUUUCUGGUAAAAAAAAAAAAACGGCAGUAUCCAGAAUUAAAAAUAGUCGUACCAUUUUUCCAUUUUAGUAAUAUGUUGUAAAAACCAGUGACAUUUUACAGUCAAAUAUUAGUUUUUUUACGGUGUUGGAAAAACGGUACCACAAAUUAAUUUUACGGUAAAAAACUGGAAUUUAAAAAAAGUGGUACCAUUUUUCCAUUUCUAGUUAUGUUGUAAAAACCACUGUACAUUUUACAGUAAAAUUCUGGCGACUAAUCUGCCAGUUUUUUCCAUUUCCUGUAAUAUGUUGUGAAAUAAAACAUCGUAUAAUUUACAGUAAAAUUCUGCCAGUUUUUUUUUUUACAGUGUAUGUAAAAUAUAUGUAUAAUCAUCAAAUGCAAACUGUAUUUAGUUAUUAUCCGCCAUUACAAGCAGCCCUUAACGACAAUGUGGCCACCAAUGAGUUUGACAUCCCUGCCCUAAACAGUAAGUCCACAUUUCCUGCCCUUAAAAUUCCCAUAGAAAUAUAUUGUUUCCUUUUUGCAUUUCUUAACAAAUUCCAACAUGACAGGACCAAAACAUUUUUCCAUAUCCAAAAAAACUUUUUCCUGUAUUGCCACAAUUUCCACACAGCAUUUUAGUUCAUCUUCAGCUCUUCAACAUUCACACACCAUUUCUACACAUUUUCUAUAGUUUGCUUUGAGAUUUCUUUGAGAUGUUUUAUAAUGUCUACCUAAAAUCUGUUCUAAUUUUUAAAUCUGACUUUGUUUAUUGUCGUUGGCCAAUAAAUACCUCAACAAACUAGAAUGAAUGAAGGAGUGACAGACUUUGUGACAAAGCGAGGCAGCACAAAAACAGGAUUUAUGUUCUGUUUUAGUCUUAGUCAGGGUGUAACCUUGAAGAACGCUUUUGAGUUGUGUCCGACGCAGAUUAUGCCCACCCAAUUGGCGGGUCAGUCACACGGUGCAUCAGGAAAGUAUUCAAAAAGCUUCACUUUGUCCACAAUUUCGCUUUUUGCAGCUUUUUCAGAAAGUUGCGGCAAAAGUUGCUAUGUUUUAAGUUAUUUUUUUUUCCAAUUCAAUUCAAUGUGAUUUUACGAACUUGUUAUCAAUGGUUUCAAGUGUUAUUUGUAACCUUAACCUAAAAAAUGACAGGAUUUAAAAGAAGAUAAAAAAAAAGAAAAUCUGUAUUGAUGUUUUACUCGUUUUAUACCACACACUUAAAAGUAGGCACUCGAUGACAACAAACGCACAUAUAGCUCAUGUCAAAUUACAGUACUGUUUUAUUUAAUUCUAACAAAAUAUUAUUAUAGUAAAUUACGAUUAUAGUAAGUGGUGGACCAAAGUCCACAAGUUGCAGACAUUCUCCAUAUAGGUUUUACACUUGAAAAGUGUAAAAGUAAAUAUUCAUUUAUGUUCCAACACUUUAAAAGCAUAUGUGAACUGUUGAGAGCGAUCUAUAGCCGUAAUUCUUCUUGGUAAAAACCAUGAGAUUAUCAUCACACUUCAACACCUCUAACAUGUGAAUGCUGCCUAUUUGCAGAGUCAGCAUUGUACAUCAAAAUAUGUUCUCAAUUGCCUCACACUGUAUAAAUACAUGUAAACUAGGAUGUCAGGACGCCGGUGUUUUGCUAAAUGUUUAUAUACUACAUUACCCAAGAGGCUUAGCAUCGUAGACAGGAAACAGAAGUAAGUCUAGGGUACGCAGGACGACAAUUGUGCCGCUUGAUCGAUAAAGAGUUGAUAUAUUGUUACACGUUGUUGUUCCUGCCUUGUCUACACAAGAAAUAAACAUAAGUUGUGAUUAGAUGGUUAAUGUGCAAGUUUGCUAUUGGUAAAAAUGACGGUGAUUGGCCAAAAUGUGUGGAAAGUUUUGUUUGCAGGGAAAUAUGAAAAACAAAGAAUUCCGAAAAACUUAUUGUUCACUGCCCUUGUUUGAAGCUAAAAACAGAGCUCAAUUGUGUCCUGUUUGCACUGAUCCAACUUAAACGUUUCCACAGCUUUUGCUUUUUUUUUUUGCAUGGGUAUCAUUUGGAAAGGCACACACGACAUGUGACACAGGUGCAUGUCAGAGCACAAAUCAAGCAGAGGUCAAAUCAACUAUCUAUGGACCUUCACACAGAAACAUUCCUUCUGCUUUUAAGAAAAAAAAUGAGGAAAAAGUGAAGCUCUGAGAAUACUUUCCGGAAGCACUGUACUGUACAUGCCUUGCAAAUGUGGUAAACAAAAAAAAACCUGACCAGACAAACCAUGAAGGUUCAUGGUUCAUUCAUGUUUUCUUCACUGCAGCUGGGAUUGUAAAUGUACCGUAUUUUCCGGACUGUGAGCCGCAUUUUCCCACACUUUAAACCCUUGGGAUUAUAAAACGUGUCUUUUUUUUCCACGAGUGGCCAUAAUGUUUUGUAUUCAACAAAUAGUUUUCAUAUUACACCGACAGAGACCCUGAAAAGGUGUGUUAUUGUGUGUGCUAUGGCGCCAUUUGUUGGACGAGUUCACUCACUGCAGUUGCUGAGGGCUAAAAGUGUAAUUCCUGUUUCGUGCCUUGAACCGGAAAUAUUCGUCCAUAGCGUUUCAGCUCGAAAGGAUUCGUCAUUCAUCACUCCAAGCAACGUUUGUAAGUUUUACAAUAUAACUAAAACAAUUCAUACUUACUAAACCGUCCCAUUUGUGAUAUCUGUAGGAGAGUUUUCAUGCAUAUUUGUACAUGCUAUUAUAAUUUAAUUAAGCUAGCAUUAUUGUCAUUAGCGAAUAUGCUAAUGCAUUUAUACAUUUCUGUUACUAUUAUUUAUUUUCAAUGGCAUUCUUUUUAUAUUGUUUCAGUUUCAGAAAUCGACCAAAACGUCACCGUGGAGUUAUGGAGUCUGUUUAGCUGAUUGGAGAGCUAGCUUCCGCAGCUAGUGGGUCCAUGACAAUGGCUUCAGUUUUGUUUGAUCAGCCAUUUUACUGCCGUGUAACGGACACCAUUUGUAAACAGUUAAGGUAUGUAAAUAAAUAUUUACAAAAUAUUUUGGUAUAUAUGUGCGGUUAAUAUAUGUAAACAAAUGUAUUUCUUCAAAAAUUUGGUGGGUGCGGCUUAAAUACAGUACUAGUGUGUUCUAUAUCUCAAAAAUACGGUAUGUCAGAACUAAAGUUGUCAAAUCACAAUAUCCUUCUAAUGUUGUGGGUUGGAAGGCAUCCUUCCGCCUUAAAGGAGAAUAAGAAAAAAUGAUAGCAUGUUUUCUCAGAAUACAACCUAGUAGACGUAAGUCAAGGGGGAAAAAAAGAAGGGCCCUAUAAUUGAACCCUGUGGAACCCCACUUGACAAGAGGAGCAGAAGGGGAUCUUGCAACAGUUUUCUACCUGGGUUUGCAAAAGUAUGUCGGAAUUAAACAAUAUUCCGGCAACCCCAGAUGUGGGUUGGCAGUUUUAAGUGGCACAAGGUAUAAAUGUACAAAAUACUUACCGUAUUUUUUGGAGUAUAAAUCGCUCCGGAUUAUAAGUCGCACCUGCCAAAAUGCAUAAUAAAGAAGGAAAAAAAACAUAUAUAAGUCGCACUGUAGUAUAAGUCGCAUUUUUGGGGGAAAUGUAUUUGAUAAAACCCAACACCAAGAAUAGACAUUUGAAAGGCAAUUUAAAAUAAAUAAAGAAUAGUGAACAAAAGCUUGAAUAAGUGUAUGUUAUAUGACGCAUAAAUAACCAAAUGAGAACGUGCCUGGUAUGUUAACGUAACAUAUUAUGGUAAGAGUCAUUCAAAUAACUGUAACAUAUAGAACAUGCGAUAUGUCAGUGGUUCUCAACCUUUUUUCAGUGAUAUACCUCCUGUGAACAUUUUUUUAAUUAAAGUACCCCCUAAUCAGAGCAAAGCAUUUUUGGUUGAAAAAAAGAGAUGAAGUAAAAUACAGCACUAUGUCAUCAGUUUCUGAUUUAUUAAAUUGUAUAACAGUGCAAAAUAUUGCUCAUUUGUAGUGGUCUUUCUUGAACUAUUUGGAAAAAAAGAUAUACAAAUAACUAAAAACUUGUUGAAAAAUAAACAAGUGAUUCAAUUAUAAAUAAAGAUUUCUACACAUAGAAGUAAUCAUCAACUUAAAGUUCCCUAUUUAGGGAUUGUAAUAGAGAUCCAUCUGGAUUCAUGAACUUAAUUCUAAACAUUUCUUCAGAAAAAAAAGAAAUCUUUAACAUCAAUAUUUAUGGAACAUGUCCACAAAAAUCUAGCUGUCAACACUGAAUAUUGCAUUGUUGCAUUUCUUUUCAUAGUUUAUGAACUUACAUUCAUAUUUUGUUGAAAUAUUCACAAAAUAUAUUCAUACAAGAUUUUUGAAUUGUUGCUAUUUUUAGAAUAUUUAAAAAAAAAUCUCACGUACCCCUUGGCAUACCUUCAAGUACCCCCAGGGGUACGCGUACCCCCAUUUGAGAACCACAGCUAUACGUCAACCAAACAAUCUGUCACUCCUAAUCGCUAAAUCCGAUGAAAUAUUAUACGUCUAGUUUCUUACUUGAAUGAGAUAAAUAAUUAUAUUUGAUAUUUUACGAUAAUGUGUUAAUAAUUUCACACAUAAAUCGCUCCUGAGUAUAAGUCGCACCCACGGCCAAAUUAUGAAAAAAAAUGUGACUUAUAGUCCAAAAAAUACGGUACUUUAUUUCCCACAGGAUCUGUGUAAAACAGUACAUGUGAGACAAAGGGGAAUUCACCAAAGAGUUUUGAUAGUCGAUAACAUUUUUGCAGAAUAAUUUGUAUUCAUCUCCAUUUAAAAUGGACAUGUUAGCUGUAAUAUGAAACAAAUGAAAAGAAGACAAAGAUCGAAGUAAAGGUGUGUGUUGAAGACUGUAGCACUGAGACAAUGUUUGUAUUUACUUCAUGUGUGUUAGGGGUUGGCCUUCUAGUAAAAAUGUGUGCCUUGUUUGUAUGUUUACAGACCUUUGAUUUUACCAGAAUAAUAAUAAAACAUUCUCAAUCUC